Molecule: messenger RNA, 1935 nt
Organism: Beta vulgaris subsp. vulgaris (sugar beet)
Lineage: Eukaryota; Viridiplantae; Streptophyta; Magnoliopsida; Caryophyllales; Amaranthaceae
Exons: 5
Coding region: 865-1344 (159 amino acids)
Biological process (GO): response to auxin
Source: RefSeq, a predicted model, not a curated record
UGCUCUCAACUUUCCCCUCCUAUAAAUAGUUAAAAACACCAAAAAGUCGUCCUCAAAAACUCUCCCUCUCUCCUACCAAAAACAAACAAUUUCGUGGACUUCCCUUAAUUUCCUUUCAAACUACAUCUCCAAUAAAAUAGAAACAUAUACUAAAAUUUAACUAACCCAUUGUUGUUAUUUGCUUCAAAUUUGGUACAAAAAUAGCUAACUAACUUUUCAUCAUCCCCAAAAAUUCGCCAACAUAAACAGUCUCUCUCGUCUCAUAUUACCCAUUUCCCCAAAUUGCUGCAGAAUUUUAGAAAUAACAGAAAUAAUAUUCCGAUAUUCACUCUAUACUAUUACAUCCCAACCUCACAAAGAUUCUUACCAAUUUUUUUUUUACCUUAAUGUACUAAAUUUGGAAGUUUUUCUAGUUAAUAUUUUAGAUUUAAUCAAAUUAGUUGUUUCUUUUUUCUUUCCUCUCUUCUGUUACUUAUUCCCAAAUUUCUGUCUUUUUUACUGUUUUUUCUUGCAAAGUUUUCUCCUUUUCUUUUUCUUUCCUUCAAAGCUGAAUGCAUGCCUCCUCCCAUUUACAUUUCCAGGAAUCGAAAUCGGAAUAAUAUCUCUAGGUGAUUGUGUUGCUUCUUAAUUGUGAAAAGAUCUUAUUUGUCCAGCGAGCAUAAUUGAAGUUCUUAAGUUCUGCCCAAGAAAGAGAAAGAGAGUGAUAGGCCAAGCUGCAACUUUCACAAUUGACACAAUUCAUAUAAGGGAUUUGCUCUGAAGUCUAAGUGGACAAUCUGAUGAUGCUAGUCAUCAGGAACUGAACCCAGUGAUUUCAAUCAAGGGAGAAUCACAAUCAAAAUUUUCAUUUGCAAGCAUUAAGUCAUGGAAGAACAAGGGGGUGGCAAUGUGAGCGGAAUUAGACAAAUCGGAAGGCUGACGGGAUAUUUUCACAUAUGGCAAAAUGCAGCUAUCAAUUCAAGAAUGCUCAACCACCAUGAUCAGCCUCCCCCUGGAGGAAUCCCACCUGAAGUAAAUAGGCGAUUGCAGAACUCGGCCGUUGCUGGUGAUUCAGAUGAAGAAGGGUGUGCUAGCCCCGAGCCACCUCCUGAUGUUCCCAAGGGAUUCUUGGCAGUUUAUGUAGGGCCAGAGCUUCGAAGGUUCCUCAUUCGUACUGACUACCUUAGCCACCAUCUAUUCAAGGUACUCCUUGAGAAAACUGAGGAAGAGUUUGGGUUUGAUCAUGCUGGUGGCCUUACCAUUCCUUGUGAGAUUGAGACCUUCAAGUAUCUCCUCAAUUGCAUUAAAAAAGAAAAUUCGGACAAGGAAGGAAGUUCAUCUAAUACAGUGGGAGAAUCUGCAUAAUGAAGACUAAAGAAUCAAUGCAUGACGAUAGUUCGAAGCCUUUGGCCUAUAGUUAUCCCUAGUGUGAAUGAAGGUUUCUUUUGUAAGCAUCAUUUUCCUUCUAAUUUUUUUGUUUGUUUUUAGUUGAAGCUUCUGUUUAAGAUAAUCAUCUGGAUCAUCGUUGUUCUUCUCCUUUAUUUUUUGGGAGGUUGAGGGAGGGUGGUGGACUAUUCAGUCAUUUUUCUUGCUUUAGUAUGUUUUGAGAUAAUAAAGAUUCUUCAAAUGUACUUGCCACUUUUUUCUGGGCAUCAAAGCAUAUUUUGAUUACAUUACAGCUUUGGUUGUGUACUGCUUUACUUAAGCAUGAAAAUAGUUAGAAAUAAUGUUUAAGAAGUUGUUUGUAGAUUUAAUCUUAAUUAAUUACUCGAUCGAAAUUUUAAUUAUCUUGAUUUGGAUGAUGGAGCAAAUAUGGGAGUUUUGUACCAAUUCGUGUGUCCAACAAUCUAAAUCAUCUUAGAGGGCGCAAUGAGCAACUUCCUUUAAAGGAAUCAAGUAUAAUAUUACAAUAGUUCAAUAUGCAUGAACGCAAAUUUCUUCAAUUUCAAAUUCAGU